Messenger RNA from Pelobates cultripes (western spadefoot toad), 228 nucleotides. NCBI's taxonomy places the organism in Eukaryota, Metazoa, Chordata, Amphibia, Anura, Pelobatidae. The record is from the annotation of a GenBank genome assembly.
AUGGCGACCGAGCCAAACCCUGAAACCGGCUCCACAUGGUCAGAGCAGCUUUCAGAGGGAAAACGGGAUGAACAGCAGCCCAGGUCACCUAGCAGUCCACCAGCAGAAGGGGGUGACUUAGUCUCAGCCACAAAACGGAAUAUGAGGCAACUAAUACAACAGAUGAAACAAAUGUUUAAUGCUUACAUUAAUUUGACACGGACCGAAACACAUGCAGUGACAGCAUGA